AUGGCGAUUGCUUGGAGGCAGGUCCCCUGGGUGCUCCCAGCGCGCGCUGUCCAGGCUAUCUUUGCUAUCAUCGUCCUAGGCUUGAUUGCAUAUGUAAUCAGUGUCUUCGACGACGAAGACUAUGGAUUCAGCUCCGACGUACUCAACUUCAUGCUCUUCACGUCCGUGUGGACGCUGUUGGUCGCGACGCCAUACCUCGCUCUGUCGCCGGUAUACGUACCGCAGAUCGCACAUCGCUUCGCCAUCGUGGGCAUGGAGGCCGUCACGAUGAUUUUCUGGUUUGCAGCCUUUAUCGCCCUGGCGGCGCUGCUGCCCCCGCCGGAAGCAUGUCACAGUUCGCCGUGUAGAUCCUCGCAGGCCGCGACGGUGUUUGGGGCCUUUGAGUGGGUCCUGUUUGCCGUAAGUGCUGGCUUUGCCAUCUUCAAUCUGAUCGGUGGUCGAAGUAGCCAGAAUAAGGAAACUGUUCCGGAAGUGCAGAUGGCGCCUCAUGCGGGUGUUUGA
Molecule: messenger RNA, 501 nt
Organism: Paecilomyces variotii
Lineage: Eukaryota; Fungi; Ascomycota; Eurotiomycetes; Eurotiales; Thermoascaceae
Product: membrane-associating domain-containing protein
Exons: 3
Coding region: 1-501 (166 amino acids)
Cellular component (GO): membrane
Source: RefSeq, a predicted model, not a curated record